ACAAUCUAUACUCAUAUGAUGAAUUUGAAGGUGAAAACACUUCUAAAAAUUUUUUUAUAUUCCGUAGUGGGCCCAGUAUUUUUAUAUUACUUGUUUUUUUCUUUUCUAUACUACCAAGAAUACUUAACGGGGUUUAACGGAGAAAACUUAAAAGAGAAAAAUCCAUUGUAUAGUAUAUACACGAAAAAUAAUGAUACCGAUUAUUUAAAACAUGUAUUUAUUGUAUUAGAACGUUUAGGCUUCAAGCAGACUCAUAACAAAUUUAAUUGGGACUUACUGUGGGCACAUGAUUAUCCGUUUAGAACUUUAAAUUCUAGCUUAAGUAAAUUAAAAACUCAUCAACGCGUUAAUCAUUUCCCCGGUUGUGGAUAUAUUACUAAUAAAGUAGAUUUAUCAAUAACGGAGGGGCACUACACUUUAGCUGCAUUUAAGAUACCGGAACAACGCGAUGAAUUUUUAGAAUACGCUAACAAACAUCCUGAAAAGAUGUUCGUGCAAAAAUCGAACGAACAUCGGGGUAUUAGUAUAAAAAAUGUGAACGAUAUAAAUGUUACAACAGCUGGAUCUUUUGUACAAGAAUUUAUACAACGACCAUUUCUUGUAGAUGGAUAUAAAUUUGAUAUUGGUGUUUAUACUGUGAUUACAUCCAUCAAUCCCCUUAGAGUAUAUGUAUACAAAGGUGAUGUCCUCUUCAGGUUUUGCCCUGUAAAAUAUUAUCCGUUCGAUUCUGAAGUUUUAGAUAAAUAUGUCGUCGGUGAUGAUUAUUUGCCAAUUUGGAAUGUUCCAUCUUUGAAACAUUAUUACACUACAUUGAAAUUUUCAAUGAAAGAUUCAUUCGAUGCACACGUACGUUCGCAAGGAAAGGAUCCUGAAAAAGUAUGGAAUGGUGUUCACCAAGCAAUCAGAGAAAUUACCUUAUUGAAAGAGGGUUACAUUAAAGAAGCUGUAAAACGUUUCGAAAAUGGAAGAAAUUUUUUCGAAUUAGUUAGAAUUGAUUUUGCUCUCGAUGAUGAUUUAAAUGUUUAUAUCAUGGAGGCAAAUAUGUCUCCGAAUUUAUCUUCAGCACAUUAUGCACCGAACCAAUUAUUGUACGAACAAGUUAUAUAUAAUUUAUUUUCGUUAGUUGGCAUUGGACAAAGAAUCAGGAAAGAUUCUUUAAAAAUAAGAAAUAAGAUGGAAGAAGAAAUGGAAGUAGCUGAGAAGAAUUUAGUGGUUCUACCAGAACUUUGCAUGGAGUGUAAUGAUUGUUUUCGUGUAGAAUGUCAGCUGUGUAGUCCAUGUUUUACACCUGAAACUAAACUUAUUUUAUCUCAAAGUUACCUGGAACAUCAAAAUAAAAUGGAUUUUCAAAGAAUCUUUCCACCAGCUAUAACAAAAGAUAUGGUAUUGAAAGAUUAUACAUUAAGAAACCAAUUACUUGUUAGAUGGUACCAAGGCAAAUGUGAAUUGGAUCAUUCAUGGUGUUCAUAA
This is a messenger RNA of Habropoda laboriosa, 1470 nucleotides long. It is a transcript of the gene TTLL15, whose product is annotated as tubulin polyglutamylase TTLL6. The record is from RefSeq and is a predicted model, not a curated record. NCBI's taxonomy places the organism in Eukaryota, Metazoa, Arthropoda, Insecta, Hymenoptera, Apidae. Bases 16 to 1470 code for a protein of 484 amino acids. Gene Ontology annotation, biological process: protein modification process. The transcript has 3 exons.